CAGUGCGUUGGGUACAGCGAUGACAGAAUUCGUGUUAGAUGUUCCGAUUUUUUUCUCCACCGAAAACAAGACGAUUGUUUCAAUCGAUCAAAAUCCUUAUUUUUGCUAAAAAAAAAAUGAGUUACAAUUUUUUUGUAACGAGUCCGUAAGAUUGCGGUUUUUACCUAAAAAAAUGAAUAUUUUUUUGGGAUGAAGCGAUUAUUUUUUUAUGAAAGAAUUUUCUUUUUUAUAAACUUUAUUGAGAAACAUUGUCGGGUCUCGUUCAAUAAGUGAAUGGGGAAAAAUGAUCUGUCGCCAUUUUUUGGAGUUCGUCGGAGUUCUGGUAUUGGGGGAAUUGACAAUUUCCGAGGGGCUAUCGUGUUACCAGUGCAAUGCUGACUUGUCAAUGGGUCUCAAGGAGGAGUGUAAUGAUCCGUAUGCGCCAGGACCUGCCAUCGAUCUUGUGGAAUGUCCACAGAACGAGCCACAUUAUUGUCUCAAGGCUGCUAUUAACUAUAAAAAUGUCUACGCUACGGUCAGGGGUUGCGUGCCGUCGCGCAGCCAAAGUACGUACUGUUCACCUCUUGAUGAAUUUCCAGAGGCACAUGUCACGUGCAAGUUCUGCAAUGAGUAUGCCUGUAAUGGCUCGUGGACUCCAGCGAUAGGAGAAAAUUCAAAGAUGUUAAUUUUUAUUCUCAUUAUUAUUAGUUGUCUGAUUAGAUAGGGAUGAGUGUUAUUUUUCUGUAAUUAUUCAACUUAUUUUGUGAGGAUUGCAGAGACGGUGGAGAAUAUAAAGUACUUUUGGAA
Messenger RNA from Diachasma alloeum, 786 nucleotides. RefSeq lists its product as uncharacterized. NCBI's taxonomy places the organism in Eukaryota, Metazoa, Arthropoda, Insecta, Hymenoptera, Braconidae. The record is from RefSeq and is a predicted model, not a curated record. Gene Ontology annotation, biological process: positive regulation of voltage-gated potassium channel activity; regulation of synaptic transmission, cholinergic; sleep. The coding region runs from base 284 to 703 and encodes 139 amino acids. The transcript is spliced from 3 exons.